Messenger RNA from Loa loa (African eye worm), 1014 nucleotides. RefSeq lists its product as hypothetical. Bases 29 to 691 code for a protein of 220 amino acids. The record is from RefSeq and is a predicted model, not a curated record. The transcript has 5 exons. NCBI's taxonomy places the organism in Eukaryota, Metazoa, Nematoda, Chromadorea, Rhabditida, Onchocercidae.
UUUUUCUGUAGUUUGGAUUGUAUUCAUUAUGGGUGUGUUUGUUGUUAUACGUCUCUUAUUAUCCAAUCAUUUAUGUUCAACUGCUUGUAAUGUGAUUGCAUUCGCCAUUUCUAGUUCCCUCAUUUUUCAACUUAUCACGCUUUAUGGCAAAAGUGUAGCAGUUCGAAAAAUGAUCCUCGAUAGAGGUUCACCAAUCGAUUGCAUGGGUUUUCUCUGGUUCAUUGGUCCACUGUCAUCACAUUCGUGUUCUGAUUACUAUGAAGCUCUUCAAAGUAAUGUUUUCUGGCAGCUGAAUGUUAUGCAUGUCUCCGUUACAUUGCUCAGGGAUACACUGAUUUUGAUCAUGUCAAUGCUUGGUGGAGGGCUUGGUGAACUUCUACAAUCAUUUAUUAGUAAGCUUCAUUGGCUGUUCCAUAUACCUGUGUUCGUCGUAAUUUCACUUUGCAUUCUACUAAGCCUUUUUGCCUUCUUUGGUUGUCGUCUCGACUUGUUCUGUGGAUUAAUUCGGACUGACUUCGAGAAGCAACAAAUCACGAGACGAGGGGAAAGCGCACCGUUUCGUAAUAACAUCAAGCAGCUACCGGACAAAAAAUUUGUUGGAUGCAGAAAGGAAGAAAUCAAAUCAUUGUUAUUAGUUAAUGAACUUUAUCAAAAAACACAUGACUAUACUUCUUUUGUGAAAUCUAAGUAAAUCGUAUAAUUGAAUGGUGGCACUUCGAUGAUUGGUUCAAACCUGAUUUGAACAUCGGUACUAGACAACGCUGUUCGAUCUCAUGUGUUGAUCUUUCUUGUUUGCAUUGUGUAUAUCAUCUUAAUAUUUCUACAACCGUAAUCUUCCGUAAAAGUGAUAACCCUUGAACUUUUAUCAAAUAUUUAUGAGUUGGAUCUUUCUAGUUUUGUUUUGUUUUGCGUGAAUUUGGUGACGUGGUGUUUGCCCCAGAUUCUAUGUACACCUCGCGUACUUGACAUUGUUCACCCACCACUUAUAUAGCCUGGUAAUAUUGUUUGUGUUCC